Molecule: messenger RNA, 683 nt
Organism: Pomacea canaliculata
Lineage: Eukaryota; Metazoa; Mollusca; Gastropoda; Architaenioglossa; Ampullariidae
Exons: 2
Coding region: 66-683 (205 amino acids)
Biological process (GO): monoatomic ion transport
Cellular component (GO): membrane
Source: RefSeq, a predicted model, not a curated record
AUCAACCUCUUCAUGAUCACCAUCGUCAUGAUCCUCAUUACUGACAUCGUUGUUAUAACUUUCAGAUGUCCUUUUCCGUAACGCUGCUGCUGUCCUACAUCGUCUUCAUGUCGUCCAUCUCCAGCACCUUGCCGCCCAACUCCCUGACGGUGUGUCUGUACUCACUGUACCUGGCCGCCCUCAUGCUGCUGUCCACGCUGUGCGCCUCCGUCAACGUCGCCAUCAUCGCCGCCUACCACAGCCACACACCUGCUCCCCCAGUCUUGGGCCACAAACACCCAGGGGAGGGGAAAGAGUGUAGAAGGGGGUGCACAGAGGAAGGGUCACAGGCCAGUUACGGAUUGACCAUGGCAUCAUCUGACAGCAUCCCACUCUCCAGUCCUCCUGCUCGUAGAAAUUCCUUCGAUUCCAUCAGCCUGCUGCCUUUCCAGAUGACCCCUUCGGUUAGCUCAAGGGUCAAGGACAUGUCGAUAGACGAGGAUCUGCCCUGCCCUUGCCGAUGUCCUCGAAAACUGCGCAGUCCACCUGAGUCUCCUUCAGCCCUGGGAGGAAGCGGAAGUCGUCAAGGGAAAAGAAUUCUGUGGGGCAAAACUCUAGAGAGGUGGAACAAACUCGCCUUUUAUUUUACGUUUGGGGCCACACUGUUCACACAUGUCUUCUUCGCCAUUUUGCUUGUUCUGUAA